Naegleria lovaniensis is the source of this 1740-nucleotide messenger RNA. RefSeq lists its product as uncharacterized. The record is from RefSeq and is a predicted model, not a curated record. Gene Ontology annotation, molecular function: protein binding. The transcript has a single exon. The coding region runs from base 1 to 1740 and encodes 579 amino acids. Lineage: Eukaryota; Heterolobosea; Eutetramitea; Acrasida; Naegleriidae.
AUGCUCAGAGUGGAAGCAAUGCAAAUGCUAUCGUCAAGAACGAGUAACUCAUCGGGUCUUCACCCCUCCUCCAAUGAGAUCAACACCAAUUUACUCCAUGUACAUUUGGAACCACGUCGUAAGAAAAGUAUCACAACGACUAAGGACGAUGAUGACUGCAGCGUCGGCAGUGAUGAUGGUACCUAUUACUCUGGUAGUUCUCCUUCCUUUUCUCCAACGAACCUCUCAUGCUCCUCUCCAUCCUCGCCUUCCUCAUCAUCGUUGACCACAAGUUGGGUACAAGAAAUGUGUGAGGCUUGUAAAAUGGGUGAUGAAUUUCUUCUCCAUGAGUUGAUCGAUGAACGAGAGGAGGCUCGUUCCAAGGUAUCCGAAUCAGAGUUCAAGAAGAAUUAUAAUAUCAAUGAGUUGGAUAAAAGUUCAAAGAGAAGUGCUCUCCAUUGGGCCAUGUCUGGUAAUCAUGUCAAUGUAGUAAUUAUCCUCUUGUCCUUAUUUACAUCAUCGAGUUCAGACACAAUGCUCGAUGUUAACGUUCGAGAUGGGCGAAAUGGAGCAACUCCCAUGCAUUUAGCCGUUGCCAAUGAAUCUCUUGAUUGUAUCAAACUUUUUGUAAAUACUUCCUACGUACGCUCUAAACUGGAACAAUCAGCAAAAGAUUGUUAUGGAAAUACAUUCUUUCACGUUGCCUUUCGAUUGAAGAAGUGGCAAGUGAUGGAAACGCUCAUUCAACUUUUUGGAAAUGAUAUUAUCAAUUCUAGGAAAUCUAACUCUGAGACAUGUCUGCAUGUGGCUGCCAAGAAUGCUGACGUGAAGGGAAUCAAAUGGUUACUGAGCCAUGGUGCAAAGAUUCAUUUGAAAGAUGAAAAUGGUAGACGACCACUAGCGAGCGCAGUGUUUUUCUAUAGAGAGGAUUGUCAUGUGGAAGGAAUGGUCGACAGUAGCAAUUCCACAAAGAAGUCCACCAUGUCAGGUUAUAAUUAUGCUGAUUUGUCGGUGAAACCCUUCAAGAUUGGAGAAUCGAUCACAACUCAGAAAUCAGAAAAACUAAGUGUGCCACUCAAGCCAAUGAAUGGAAAGUUUCCCAAUUCAAGACUGCAUCCAGAGAGGCAGCAUGGAAACUAUGACACUCUAUUCACUCAAGAGGAGGUUAACAGAUUACAACGAACGUUAAUGUAUACCUUACUUUUGAACGAAGAAGUGUAUACUUUAUCUGGAGGCAGUUCCAAGAAAUGGUUAAAGAGUGAAAGUGACCAAGCUUCAGACGGAACCAGUUUGUUCCAUUUGGCUUGUCUCAACGGAAAUAAGGAAUUUAUUUCUGCCUUUGCCUUAAUGUUUGACAAAGCUCAUCUCCAAUUCCUUCUAGAAAAACGAGACUCCAAAACCAAGUACAACUCUCUCCAUUUCGCAUGUGAGGGAGGGCAUUUUGAAGUUUUGGAAUUAUUAACCACUCUGUUAAAAGAUAUGCUUCCAAAUGUAGAACAAUUCAAACAAUAUAUCAACGCUAAAGAUCAGCAAUUGGAAACACCGGUUCACAAAGCAGCUCGUAAAUUGGCCUCCCUAAUAGAAGAAAACUCGAAUACCAUGACGUCAGACACUCAACGAGCCAUUCAUUGUGUGACACACCUCAUGUAUUCCCAUGGAGCAGACAUGAACGUUAAGAAUUUACAAGGUGAAAAGCCAAUUGACAUACUGGACCAAUGUGGAUUCUUCACGUCUGGAUUGUUCUUGUACAUGAAAAAGUAA